AUGGAGGAGGGUAAUUCGUUUGGAAUAGUGAGAAAAGGUGCAUGGGCUAAAGACGAAGACGAUCGUCUCAGGCACUUCGUUCAACAAAAUGGAGAAGGAAAAUGGCACCAGGCUCCUCUCAAAGUAGAUUUAAACAGAUGCAGGAAAAGCUGCAGACAGAGGUGGUUAAACUACUUGAAGCCAAGUAUCAAGAGAGGAAACUUUAGAGAGGAUGAAAUAGAUCUAAUGAUCAGGCUUCGGAUGCUCUUAGGAAACAGGUGGUCGUUGAUUGCUGGAAGACUUCCAGGAAGAACAGCAAAUGAUGUGAAAAAUUACUGGAGUACUCGAUUAACGAAGAAGUUAUCUUCUGGUGACAGGGAAAAAGAUCAGAAACCCUUACAACAAAUACAAGUAGAAGCAAUAAAGACCGUCAUAAUACGACCUCGACCACGAACCUUCUCCAAAAACUUGAAUGUUUGGGCCGUAAAAGAGCCGUCGCCAAUGCCAUCUUCAUCGACGCCUACGGAAAUUAAUGGAAAUACGGAAACCUCGUUAAGUGAUAAUAAUAAAGACAGAAGUAGUGUUGAAAGAGCACUAUUAUGUUAUGGUUUGCAGUUAGAGAAGGAACAUGAUCUCUUCACAAGCUUCUGGGAUGAAGAAUAUGAUCUUAUGGCAGAUACGACGACGACAACAGCAACAACAAUAGGUGUCAAUUGUAGUAGUACUCAACAAGAAGGAGGCUUGAUGAGUAGGAAUCACUACUUCUCCUCCUUUGAUGAUAUGGAUAUUUGGAAUAACUUAAAAGCAUGUAUUUGA
Pyrus x bretschneideri (Chinese white pear) is the source of this 795-nucleotide messenger RNA. Its product is annotated as transcription factor MYB1-like. Bases 1 to 795 code for a protein of 264 amino acids. Lineage: Eukaryota; Viridiplantae; Streptophyta; Magnoliopsida; Rosales; Rosaceae. The record is from RefSeq and is a predicted model, not a curated record. The transcript is spliced from 4 exons.